Messenger RNA from Morchella importuna, 1875 nucleotides. RefSeq lists its product as uncharacterized. The coding region runs from base 1 to 1875 and encodes 624 amino acids. The transcript is spliced from 6 exons. Gene Ontology annotation, biological process: DNA-templated transcription; positive regulation of transcription by RNA polymerase II. The record is from RefSeq and is a predicted model, not a curated record. Lineage: Eukaryota; Fungi; Ascomycota; Pezizomycetes; Pezizales; Morchellaceae. Gene Ontology annotation, molecular function: DNA-binding transcription factor activity, RNA polymerase II-specific; zinc ion binding; sequence-specific DNA binding.
AUGGACUCUUUAAGUUCGCCAUUAUUGCGAGUCAGCAGGCCUGUAAGCGCGUGCUCACGAUGUAGGAGCGCAAAAGUGAAGUGCGAUGGAAAACUACCUGCUUGUACUGCUUGUGAAAAGUCUGGUAAGGUUCACGAAUGCACUGGUGGGGGGGAUCAAUUUGCGAGAGGCAAGGAACGCAGCUAUAUGGCCUCCCUAGAAUCAAGGGUAGAAAAACUCGAAAAGAAACUUGCAGCUAUGGAUGGCCGGAGAGGCUCGGUUUCCAUGCUGGAAUCCCAGUAUGAGCCCCAAACAGUAAUCGGUCAAACUGAAGUUCGGCCAGAGACACCUGCCGUAACAUCAAAUAAACCUGGGAAGCGAGAUGAUGAGAACGAGAUUGAAGAAUUGGUUGCGGAUUUGGGGUAUAUGGCUAUCAAUGCCACAACAAGAGAUUUUUAUGGAUUCACUAAAAGCAUGACUUUUGCAAAACUUAUGCUAAAAGCUUCUGCUGCAUCAAAAGUGAUCGAAUCAAAGCCCAAGGCUGGAUUGCCUGAACGACAUGUAGCAACGCAACUGAUACAGCAUUAUUUUGACAAGAUAUUCACGACACUCCCCUGCCUCAAUGAAUCCAGUUUCUUUGGGGCAGUAAAUUCAGUCUAUCGCGAUGAAGCAGCUUGCAGUCCUUUUGAUGUUUAUACAGUAUAUAUGGUUCUUGCGAUAGGAACAAUGUCCUUAUCGAAAAGGAGAGAAUCGGUAGCAGCACAUAAUGCUGCUUGUUUUGUCAAGUCUGCCUUAGAACAUGCGGAUUCUGUCAUAUCGCCAAGUGGGGUCACGGGAGUUCAAGCAACCCUACUACUAGUUCAAUACUCAAUGCUAGAGCCGGCACAUUUCAAUAGCUGGUAUUUGAUAGGAACUGCGUCGAGGAUAAUGAUUGAUAUUGGUCUUCACCAAGAACCUCUGAAGAAUUCGAGGAAGAAAUCUGAUGUUGAUUUACGAAGAAGGAUUUUCUACUGUGUUUAUACCUUGGAUAGGUCUAUAAGCAUGGUCCUCCAGCGGCCGGUCACCUUUUCAGAUGACUCUGUCCUAGUAGAGCUACCCAGGGCAGCUAAUCCAGAUGUCGCUAAAAGAAUAUAUGUCAGGGGUACACUUACACCGAUGAUUGCUGCCACAAAACUCUUUGAGUUACGGAAACUUCAAUCUGAGUGGUAUCAAAACUUGCAUCUUUCUGGGAAUAUUCCCAUCGAAGACCCUAAGCCAUACUUUAGACAAAGGACAGAAAUGUUGAAGGUUUGGAAAGACACAAUGCCCGAGUCGAUUAAUCAAUCUACCAAAGACUGGCUCUAUCUUGAAUGGUAUUACCUCAAUGUUUAUGUUGCUGCCCCUUGUCCAAAGAUCCCACGUCCCUGCGACGAAGCGAUGGUCCAAAUCUUCAAUAAUUGCGUCAAUUACGCACGGAGAUUCCGGAACAUACUCCAAGAUUCCAAUGCUCGAUUUGUUUACACGUAUCACGAUGCCCUUCGCACAUACUUCAUAGGAAACAACUUUCUCCACGCAGUGUGGCAUAGCGAACAUGCCCUCAUAGAUGACUCGAAUAUAGAGUCCGCCCUUGAAACAAUAAAAGCAAUUACGUUCGUUCUGACCUCAAUGAUUGUUCGAUGGCAAGAAGUCGAAACCUUAAGGGAUAGAUUUCGGGAAGAAUCAACUUACAUGAUAUCAAGGCGGUUUCAACAAAAGCUAGAGAAUCUAGUCACUCCUCCGGAAUCAGUCAUAUCAGCACCCCACUUUCCAUACGAAUGGUCUCUCCCGGUGACAGAUAGUUCCCAACCAGAGUAUAACCCUUCAGCACAUAUUGCAACUGCGGAUUUUGGCAACGUAGCAUUCUAUCGAUAUGGCUGA